CCAAGACAUGCAAGCCUACGUGUUGCGUUUCCCCCCCCUUCCCCUGAAGGAUGCCCACUCUGAGCGAUCCAACAGCGGUUGACGCUAUUGAUACAAUCAACGAUUUGCCAAAAGGUGUCUCCUGUCGUGCCCGUAACGACCUUGAGAGGAGAUUACUGAGGAAGCUUGAUUUGCGUAUGUCCAUACUACUGAUUUUACAAACCUGAAUCUAGUUGACAGAUCCAAUAUUAGGUGUGUUACAUACUGUUGUACUUGUAUUAAUCUUAUGACAUCUACAGCAACGCUCGGUUACAAGGUUUUGAGAAAGGACCUGCACUUGCAUGGGCAACAAUAUGCCACGACUUUGUCCAUCCUAUAUGUUGGAUAUAUUGUCAUGCAAGUGCCAGGGAACAUGUUCCUGCACUGGCUGGAGAAGCCUUCUGUCAUCAUUCCGUCCUGUAUGUUAGCAUGGGGUACAAUAUCAGUAUUAACAGGGAUCACAACGAAUUAUACUGGGAUUGUUGUCGCCCGCUUCUUUCUUGGCUUUGCCGAAGCGCCCUUCUUCCCCGGUAUUAUAUUUCUUGUAUCUAAAUGGUACAAGCGGGACGAACUCGCCUUGAGAAUAACUCUCGUUUCUUGUGGAAGUUUUCUCAGCUCUGCAUUCGGAUCCCUGUUUGCAUCUGCUAUACUUCACAGCAUGCAGGACAAACUUGGUCAAGCUGCAUGGAGAUGGUUAUUCUUUAUUGAAGGCGGCAUCACCAUCUUGGUCGCAAUUUGCGCGAUAUUCACACUCCCUGAUUUCCCGCACAACACCAGGUGGAUCACUCCGGAGGAAAGAGCACUUGUCAUCUCUCGCCUCGCAAAAGAUGGCAAUGGUAAGGCUGACGAGCUUGGGAGCAGACGACCAUGCGAGGACUGCAGGAUGCUGUAUCUGACUGGAAGGUGUGGUGGUUUGCAGUUGCUGCCAUGUUCCAGGUAGUGGGGCAGUCUUUCUUCGCUUACUUCCCAACGCUGUGCGCGACACUUGGAUACGAUACGACUGUAACAUUGUUGCUUUGUGCUCCUCCGUGGGUGUUCGCGGGUAUGGUCGGAUUUAUUCUUACAUGGUACUCUGACAAGAAGCAGAGGCGUUACAAAUGCUUUGUUGUUACCAAUGCAUUCGGCGCCCUUGCAUUCAUCAUAUCGAUCUUUACGAUGAACA
Messenger RNA from Suillus subaureus, 1180 nucleotides. Its product is annotated as major facilitator superfamily domain-containing protein. The transcript has 7 exons. Gene Ontology annotation, molecular function: transmembrane transporter activity. NCBI's taxonomy places the organism in Eukaryota, Fungi, Basidiomycota, Agaricomycetes, Boletales, Suillaceae. The record is from RefSeq and is a predicted model, not a curated record. Gene Ontology annotation, cellular component: membrane. Bases 266 to 958 code for a protein of 230 amino acids. Gene Ontology annotation, biological process: transmembrane transport.